AGCAAGCAGUAGGUACCUACCUUAGUGUGAUUCGCCUUCUCGUAAGCCAGUUUCCAGUUCGAAUGGUCGUCGAUUAGACUCUUCAAGAUCAGGAAGUCGCUAUCCUCUGCAAUCUUCACCUCCCCGAUCUUCAUUUCCUGAAAGACAGAAAAUCAUGGAUAAUCCAGACCUCAAAAUCAAAAUCGCGGAAUGGCUGCUCUGGGACAAGAACGAAAAUACUCUAGAAGAGAUUAAAAAUAUGAUUUCCGAGAAUGAUCACGAAAAGUUGUCGAACUUGCUGUUGAACAGGCUGAAAUUUGGGACAGCAGGUCUCAGAGGAAAGAUGCAGGCAGGUUAUGCAGGUAUGAACGAUCUGGUCAUUAUACAAACAGGUCAAGGCUUGUUGAAGCAUUUGGAGAAGAGCGAGAAAAGCCUGCUGGAAACAAACGGAAUCGUUAUAGGUUAUGAUGGAAGACACAACAGUAAAAGAUGGGCAGAAAUAACAGCAACUAUAUUCGUACAAGCAGGAUACAGAGCCAGGCUAUUCGGCAAUCUAGUUCCAACACCUUACGUCCCAUUUUCUGUUAGAAAAUACAACUGUGCCAUAGGGAUCAUGAUAACAGCAUCCCAUAAUCCCAAAGAAGACAACGGUUACAAGGUGUAUGCUUCUAACGGCGCUCAAAUACUGAGCCCCAACGAUAAAUACAUCCAAGAACACAUCAAGGGGCAUUUAGAACCUUGGCCGAAUUCCUGGGAAACCCAUAUCAUCCAGAAUAACGAGCUGAUCAUAGAUCCUCUUGAAGAAGUGGCGCAGGACUACACGCAGCGCGUAAAAGCCAGCAUACUCCCUGAACAUCUAGAAUUGAAUAAGAAAUUUAGUCAUAUGUACACGUAUACUCCGAUGCAUGGUGUUGGUUACAAUUAUGUUAAACGAGCUCUAGAUGCAAUCAAUAUCAGAUUUAAGGCAACACCGGAGCAGAAAGAUCCUCAUCCUGACUUUCCGACAGUGGUAUAUCCAAAUCCAGAGGAAGGAGCCAGUUGUCUUGAUCUCUCUUUCAAACUUGCAGAAAAAAUUGGCAGCACAAUAAUAAUAGCUAAUGACCCGGACGCGGAUAGAAUGGCAUGUGCAGAAAAAGAUAGUAAAACCGGGAAAUGGAAAAUUUUCACUGGCAAUGAGCUUGGGGCUCUACUUGGCUGGUGGUUACUUCAGUGCUUCAAAUCAAAUAACCCUAAAGUUCCCAUGAAUGAUGUUUAUAUGGUAUCGAGUACUGUGAGUUCGAUGAUUUUGAAAACGAUGGCAGCCAAAGAAGGCUUCAAUUUUGUUGAUACUCUCACUGGUUUCAAAUGGAUAGGAAAUAAGGCCUUAGAACUGACGAAACAAGGAAAAUACGUCAUAUUCGGAUUCGAAGAAGCCAUAGGAUACAUGUGUGGUCUGCAAGUCAUCGACAAAGACGGAGUUAGCGCUGCAUGUCACAUGACCACUUUCGGAAACUUCUUGAAGAGCCAGAAGAAGACGCUUCAGGAUAAACUAGAUGAAAUUUAUAGCACAUAUGGAUAUCACGUGUCAUUGAAUUCGUACUAUAUAUGUUAUUAUUCUCAUGUGAUUCAAUCUAUAUUUGACAGAAUAAGGAAUUAUACAGGACCUAAGAUGUAUCCCAAAAGUGUUAAGAAUGGCGAAUAUACAAUCAAAAAUAUAAGGGAUUUAACUACAGGGUACGAUGAUGCACAGGCAGAUAAGAAAGCAAUCCUUCCCGUGGACCCAUCUAGUCAAAUGAUAACGUUUUACUUCACCAAUGGUUUGGUUGUUACACUUAGGACCAGUGGUACUGAGCCAAAGAUUAAAUAUUACACAGAAAUGUGUGCACCACCUGAACAGACGGAUAGGGAGAAAAUAGUUGCUACUAUGACAGAGCAAGUAGAAGCAGUAAUUAGAGAAUUUCUGGAACCUGAGAAAAGGAAUUUGAUUCGAAGAAGUUCGUGAGCAGUUUGAAGAUUUUUAGAAGUAUUGAUACUCCAUUGAAGUUGUGAUAAAUCAUUCCGUAUAAGUAUAUGUAUAUCUAUAAUACAUAUUCGAGUUGAAUAGAUAUUACUGCAUUAUGCAAAAUGAGGAUGUUUAAGAUCAUAUUGAUAUUUUUCUUGAUAUUAUAAAAUUUUUGUUGUUCCCGAGAAAAAAUGGAAUCGAAUUAAAAUUGUAUAUUGAAUUCAACAAAUAAAAAUUUAAUUUUGA
This is a messenger RNA of Harmonia axyridis, 2206 nucleotides long. RefSeq names its product phosphoglucomutase-2. The transcript is spliced from 9 exons. NCBI's taxonomy places the organism in Eukaryota, Metazoa, Arthropoda, Insecta, Coleoptera, Coccinellidae. The coding region runs from base 155 to 1960 and encodes 601 amino acids. The record is from RefSeq and is a predicted model, not a curated record. Gene Ontology annotation, biological process: carbohydrate metabolic process; purine ribonucleoside salvage. Gene Ontology annotation, molecular function: phosphopentomutase activity; magnesium ion binding.